Molecule: messenger RNA, 5495 nt
Organism: Ostrea edulis (European flat oyster)
Lineage: Eukaryota; Metazoa; Mollusca; Bivalvia; Ostreida; Ostreidae
Product: polyphosphoinositide phosphatase-like
Exons: 25
Coding region: 65-2767 (900 amino acids)
Biological process (GO): phosphatidylinositol dephosphorylation
Cellular component (GO): intracellular membrane-bounded organelle
Molecular function (GO): phosphatidylinositol-3,5-bisphosphate 5-phosphatase activity
Source: RefSeq, a predicted model, not a curated record
CAGAAGUAUUUUGACAUCUAAGGCCAGUAGGGAGGAAAGUCUUCCGAAUCUCGAAUCUUAGAAAAUGGAACAACCUAUUAUUUCGUGUAUACAAAAAGUUAUUUUAUAUGAAACUAAGGCAAGGUUUUACAUUGUGGGAUCCAACUCAACAGAGAGCCGAUUUCGAGUUUUGAAAAUUGAUCGAACAGAACCAAAGGAACUGGCCAUCCACGAUGACAAGGUUGAAUACAAUAAAAUGGAAGUGAGGAAUCUCUUGACCAUGAUAAAAUCUGGUAACACAACUAAAGAGAGCAAAAAGACAGACUCGGCCCUCAUCAAAACGGUGUCAGCUUUUGGUAUAGCAGGAUUUGUGAGGUUCCUGGAGGGGUAUUAUGUCAUUUUGAUCACCAAGCGACGUAAAGUUUCCCUGAUUGGCCCCCAUGUUGUGUACAAGAUAGAAGAUACUACAAUGAUGUACAUCCCUAAUGACACAGUACGACAGGCGCAUCACGAGGAAAGCAAGUAUGUGAAGAUGUUUCAAAGUGUGGAUAUGUCAGACAAUUUUUACUUCAGCUACAGUUAUGACCUGACUCACCGUUUGCAGUACAACAUGACCCCCACACUCUCUCCAGAAGUACCACAACACGGACCGUCACCAUCAACGACAGUGUACGGAGUGAGGACAAAACCAACCGAGAAGUACGUCUGGAAUUCCUAUCUCCUACAGAAGUAUAGAGAGGUUGUACAUCCGGACUGGCUCUUGUUUCUAAUCCACGGAUUUGUGGAUCAAAAGAAUAUAAGUGUCUAUGGAAAAUCCCUAUACCUGACACUGAUUGCUAGACGAUCUAAUAAAUUUGCAGGAACUAGAUUUUUGAAACGAGGAGCUAACUGUGAUGGUUACGUCGCCAAUGAAGUGGAAACUGAGCAGAUUGUGAUUGACAGCUCAGUGACCUUUCUGGAGAAGACGAGUGUGACAUCGUUCGUACAGAUCAGGGGAUCGAUUCCUCUGUACUGGUCACAGGAUGUCACAAAGAUGGUCCCCAAACCUCCAAUCAUGUUGGACCAAAGCGAUCCCUACGCUGGAGCAGCGGGUCUCCAUUUUAACCAGAUGUUAAAAAGAUAUGGCUCGCCCAUCAUCAUUUUAAACUUAGUCAAGAGAAGAGAGAGGAGACGCCACGAGAGUAUUUUGACAGGAGAAUACAAAUCUACCAUUUCAUAUCUGAAUCAGUUUCUGCCGCCAGAGCACUGGAUUCGCUAUAUGGGGUUUGAUAUGGCCCACAUCAGUAAAAGUAAAACCAAGAACGUGUUGGUGCGGUUGUCCCAGAUUGCCAAGAAAUGUGUCAGACAAACGGGGUUCUUUGUUCACAAGCCAAGACCAGUCAUUAAGGAAUUUUGGGAAGCACCUGAGUACCGAGGAUUCCAAGGUCAGAAGACUUCCUGGGGGUGUCGACAGUCCGGUGUGAUUCGUACUAACUGUGUUGACUGUCUGGACAGAACCAACACGGCUCAGUUUGCUAUAGGGAGGUGUGUGCUGGGAUAUCAGUUGUUUACUCUUGGUGUUGUCUCCAGUCCUGACCUAGAGUUUGACACAGACUGCCUCAAAAAAUCUCAUUACGAUUUUAUAGAUCUAAUGCUGGAGCAGUUGUAUGAAGCCCAUGGUGACACGAUUGCCCUGCAGUAUGGAGGAUCCCAACUGGUGCACAGAAUCGAGGGGUACAGGAAGAUUGCUCCCUGGACCUCUCAUUCCAAGGACAUCAUGCACACUCUGUCACGAUACUACAGCAAUACUUUCUCAGAUCUAGAGAAGCAGAUUGCUACCAACAUUUUCCUGGGCCUAUACUCACCAGCAGAAGGGAAGGCUAACAUCUGGGAGCUUCCUACCGACUUCUACCUCCACAAUAAAGAUGUCAGAGCAAUACUGGAGUAUUUACGUUACAGUUCCAGUCAGUGGUGGGAGGUGCCGGUGUACAGAUCCUUACCCCUUUCCUAUGAAGAAGAACAGAAGUCAAAUGAAUGUACCAUUGUUACCAUGGCAGCCAACGAGGAGUGUUUGGAUCACUAUCGAGACUACUACAGGACCAGUGAAUUUACCUCCAUCCACGAUCUCUUCCCGUACUCCAUGUCACACUCUGUCAGAGACUACAAGCCUAAGGCUGCUAAAGACGACAGUCCUUUCACCUUGCGAGUUCCUUCAGAAACCAAGGACACCAACAGAUCUGUCAUGUAUCAUCGUGUUAGUAGUCGAACUAUGCUCUUCAUGUCCGAAAGCCAAGAAAUAAACCCUAACAUCUCAGGGAAGGACUCCACAUCAUCACAGACGUCCACUGGGUCCAGCGAGAGCGAUAGCGAGAGUUCGGACGUCGACGGAACCAGUGUGACCGACACAACAGAGGACUCUGACAGUGAUGUCAAUCUAAAGGGAAGGAGCCAGAUUUCAAGGCGGCGAUUCACUGCCGUCAGUCAGGAGUAUGGACCAGAACUCCACAAGUACGCACCCAACCACAAGGACACGUGGAUGUAUGAAAGAUAUGUGAGGAUCAGUGACGUCUGUCAGACUCCUCCAAAGAAUGAGAAACGGGGCGUGACUCCAGGCAGUAUUAUAGAGAAUUUAGUGUACCCCAAGGGUGUGUUUAAGCUUGGCAGUAGCUACGGUGUAGAACCUCCCCCAGUGAACAAACAGGACCAGGAUAUUUAUAACCAUUCUAUUCUAAUUGGUUCCCGUGGUGCAAGAGAACCAAACAAAAAGGAUAUCCAGUUCUACAACAAAUACCUCAACAAAUUCCACUGAUUGUGUGCUUCCAGUUCUACAACAAAUACCUCAACAAAUUCCACUGAUUGUGUGCUGAAAGGAUAGAAGAGGCAAAACACAUCUCCUGCAUACAUACAGUGUACAUGUAGAGAUGAGAAAUACGUAGUGUACAUGUAGUAUCAUAUUGAGAUGAGAAAUACGUACAGUGUACAUGUAGUAUCGUAUUGAGAUGAGAAAUACGUACAAUGUACAUGUAGUAUCAUAUUGAGAUGAGAAAUACGUACAAUGUACAUGUAGUAUCAUAUUGUCAUGAGAUGAGAAAUACGUACAGUGUACAUGUAGUGUAUCGUAUUGAGAUGAGAAAUACAUACAGUGUACAUGUAGAGAUGAGAAAUAUGUAGUGUACAUGUAGUAUCAUAUUGAGAUGAGAAAUACGUACAGUGUACAUGUAGUGUAUCGUAUUGAGAUGAGAAAUACGUACAAUGUACAUGUAGAAUCAUAUUGAGAUGAGAAAUACGUACAGUGUACAUGUAGUAUCAUAUUGAGAUGAGAAAUAUGUACAGUGUACAUGUAGUAUCAUAUUGAGAUGAGAAAUACGUAGUGUACAUGUAGUAUCAUAUUGAGAUGAGAAAUACGUACAAUGUACAUGUAGUAUCAUAUUGAGAUGAGAAAUACGUACAAUGUACAUGUAGUAUCAUAUUGAGAUGAGAAAUACGUACAAUGUACAUGUAGUAUCAUAUUGAGAUGAGAAAUAUGUACAGUGUACAUGUAGUAUCGUAUUGAGAUGAGAAACUUACAGUUUCAAAAUGUGACAAAAGUGAUAUGAUGUUUCCAUCUCUGCUGUUCAAUUUUCUUAAUAUAUGUAUGUACAAUAAUAUAAAUAGAGAUUUCCAUAAUUUAGUGCAACCAUAGAUUAAGUCUCUUGUUUUGCUGUUAAAGUUGCUAAAUUAAGAAGCCAAAGUACAUUGUAAGUAUAUACCCUGCAUAUAAUACUUCAUGCUCAGAAGAAAAGUUUGAAACAAUGAGAAGGAAAGCAGUGUUAUUAACUAAAAAGAUCUUAUCAACAAAAGCAUAGGUCAUUCUGAAAGAAUACAUCACUAAUGUUAUAAAUAUAUUCACGAAAUAAAUUUCUUUUUCGAAAAUACACGAGGGAAUGCACCAUCAUGCGGACAUAUACUUCCCUGGUGUGAAGCGGUGCAAUUCACACCAUCAUGUAUUUUCAAAGCUAAAAUUUUAUUUCUUUUAUUUGUAUUAAACUUUAAUUGCUGUUGGAAUUCCCAGCUGUUAAAUUGUACAACUGCAGAGUGCAUUCAUGAGGAUUUAUCGCAAUUCACCUUUGAAUUAGAACGCUUUGGCCGAUAUAGUAUUGCGUUGUGUGACGACACAAUUGAAUCUGUUUGUAAUACAAUUGCGAAAUGCAACAGAAACUCUCAUUGGUCCAUAUGUAUAAGUCCGCCCAAAUUCCCUAAUACGGGAGUAGUCAGCAUUUGAAAACAUGACGGCCAGAUGCUAGAUGGAAAAAAAAACUUCAAAGGAAGAAAGAGAAAAAGUUGUAUUCUUGUGUUGUUGUCUCAUAAAUUUAAUAUAAAAAAAAUUCCUAAGAUAUUUUCCUACUAUACUUGUGUCCAAACAUACCUUCAAAUAUUUAUUAAAGCCCCAUACGACCCAAAAACUCGAUCACAGCUUUUGAUGAUUUCGUUCGUAGACGUAGCCAUGUUGGUAGCCAGUCAAUUCGAAUCCCGGUUCAAUUCCAUAUUGGCACAAUAGCGUCUAGAUGUGUACUAAUACCCCACAAAUAUUUUAGCUAAAUUGAUUAAAUAAUAUACCACCCCAGUCCUAUUAAAUGAUAAUUAUUCAAAUAGCUAAACUCACGGCAUUAGUCAUGAGCGGCCGCGCCGACCGGUCUCCAUCUAAUGGGCUUAUGUAGCAUUUUCGUUCAUAUAGAGCUUAUUUUACCUUUACAAAAACUGGUACAAAAAUGUUUGAAUUUCUAUUAAUGUUGAUAAUAAAUGAAGAGCGAAUACAUAACUUACAACCGGUUUUAUGAAUAGAUACCAAUAGCAAGAGUUCGAAUUGACCGGCUACGUCAACAUACGAAAUUAUUUGAAGCUGCGAGUUUUCGGGUGGUGUGUGGCUUUAAUGAAUAUUUGAAGGUAUGUUUGGACGCAAGUAUAUAGUAGGAAAAUAUGUUAAGAUUUUUUUUAUAUUGAGUUUAUGAGACAGCAACACAAGAAUACUCCGAUUUCAGGCCUCAACCGUCCGCAGCUUUUUGUGACCCGUAAAUGGAAGGUUUUUAUAAGAAGUGGAUCUUUUCAGAGAGCUAUGUACAGUUCUCCAGCAACACUGAAUCAGCUCGAGAAAGUGGGCGGGCUGUAAUCGGCCAAUGAAAACUCUUGUUGUAUUACAUCAAACAUGUCAUUCAAAUUGUUCAAUCGUCUCAUUCAAUUGUGUCGUCACACAACGCAAUACUAUAUCGGGUAAAGCGUUCUAAUUCAAAGGUGAAUUGCGAUAAAUGGCCACAUGAAUCUUUAUGAUUUAUAGAUCUAUAUAUCGAAGGCAAAAACAUUGGAAAUAUAAAUAUUUCACAAUGCAUCAUUACAUGUAGUACAUGUAUAUGAAAGAAUUAUUUACACCAUGGUGCAAUAAAAAUUAUUUCUGGUUAAACAUGUGCAAUAUUGUCCAUUAUUGUUUCCAAAUGGAAGAUUUUCUUUUGUAUUUAUGCUUGACCAAAAAAUACGUAACAAUAAAAUAUUUAUUUUUUUUAAAA